AGUGGUGAGGGCCGACGAGGCAAUCUUCUAGACCCCGGCACCCAGCCCGGAAUUAAUCACAGUCCCACCAAAACCUGCAAAAUUUCUAGAUAUUUCGACCAGGACAUGCCUGAGAGCAACGACGACGACAGCGAGAGCCAUCAACACGACAAAUUCCUGCGGUCUGCCAGUCCUCGUAGCCACCCUCGAGAUUUCCUUCCAACCGGCAAACUGAAGUCCCCAGCCCGUUCGACGUCGUACACGACACCCCUCCCACUAUUCACCGAGGAGUCAAAGCCCAAAUCAGGCCAGGCGGCUCCUGCACCGUUGACUGAGCAGAACCUACGGACCCUCCUACGAUCCCUGAACGCAGCAGACUCCAAGAGACAAGAGCCUGGCCGGCGGAGAGGUGUGUCUGAAGCAGCAGAGGGUGUUCCCGAAACAAGCAUCAACGACAAACUUAGUCCUCCUCCCGCUGCCGGUGUCACUCGCACCGCGGGCACAACAGGCUCAGGCCGUGCUGCCUUUGCCUCAGCCCCACCCGCAGUCGCCCUUCCUACUACUGGCCCAAAUCCAACAUCCAUGCGGAAGUCAAAAUCGCCCAAGAAGCAGGACAAAGACAAGGAAAAGAAAAAGUUCAGAAAUAACUCCGACCUGGACACCCAUCCGCUGAAUCUCCCUCCUGACCAACUCCGUCAACAUCUGGCGCAAAUGGCCAGGCAAGAGGCCGAGUCGGCCGGCAGGAUGUCGCUAGAUCGAGAAUUUCCAGACACAAACAACCAUGAUUCCUCCAUGUCCAACGGCACCGCAGGCUCGUCGCAGCCCGCCACCCCUUCCAAAGAAAUUCCCGGCGCCUUCUCCGACCAGGCCAACAGUGAUGCGACGUCCAACGGCACCAACGGCCACCACGAUGAGCGCAGUCCCACGCCUCCUCCACACCGAGUCCCUCCGGCGCCCAAAGUCGACGCCGAGGCCUGCAAGGCCGCUGGGAAUAAAUUCUUCAAGGCCAAGGACUAUGAACGCGCCAUCGUGGAGUACACAAAAGCGGUCGACGCAGAGCCCUCGAAUCCCACGUAUCUGUCAAACCGAGCCGCAGCCUACAUCUCCGCCAACAAAUACAGCCAGGCUCUAGGGGACUCUCUCCAGGCCAGCCGUUUAGAUCCCAAGAAUGAUAAGAUUUUACACCGUCUUGCCCGAAUCUACACCUCCCUAGGACGGCCGCAAGAUGCCCUGGAUACUUAUGCUAAAAUCCCGAAUGCGUCAGCCACGGACACUGCUUUGGCUCGAAAGGCCCUGCAGUCGAUUGAAAUGGCAGAGAAGCAAAUCGAUGCAGAGGACGGAAAUGGAAAUAUGGCUCUUUGGAGCAUUGAACAGGCGCGUCAGACGCUAGGAUCGGGCACACCCACGCCGAGGAGGUGGCAGCUUCUCAAGGCCAAGGCAAAUUUGAAAAUCGGAUCCGCGAAUGCGCUGGGGGAGGUUCAGGGUAUUGCGCAGAAUCUGAUGCGCGAGAACCCCAUGGAUGCCGAAGCCAUUGUACUCGCAGGUCGAGCAUUUUACCUCAAGGACGACAAGCCGAGACAAGGGAAGAGCGAUUAUGAACGAGCCGAAGAUUAUUUCCGACAAGCCCUGGCACUAGAUCCUGACAACUCGGACGCACGGAACUGGUUGCGAACAAUGAAGAAGCUAGACAGAGCCCGGACAUCCGCCAAUGACAUGUUCAAGCGUGGCAAAUACUCGGACGCCGUCGAUGCUUACACGGAAGCUCUCACCAUUGAUUCCACCAACAAGGUCACAAAUGCCAAGCUCUUGGGGAAUCGUGCUCUAGCCCGGAUCAAAAUCAAGGAGUACGAUGAAGCCAAAGCCGACUGCGAUCAGGCCCUCAAACUUGACCCAAGCUACACCAAGGCCCGCAGAACCCGGGCCAAAGCCACAGGGGAAAGCGGCGACUGGGAACAAGCCGUCAAGGAUCUGAAAUCCCUGUCCGAAGACAACCCCUCUGACGCCGAUCUGGCCAAAGAACUCCGCAACGCCGAACUCGAACUCAAGAAAUCCAAGCGAAAAGACUACUACAAGAUCCUAGGCGUGGACAAGGACGCGGGUGACAAGGAGAUUGAGAGAGCCUACAAGAAGAAAGCAGCUGUGUUACAUCCAGACAAGACACAAGGGGAUAAGCAGAAGGAAGAGGAGUUCAAAGAUUGUCUUGAGGCCAAGGAGACGUUGCUCGAUCCCCAGAAGAGGCAGAUAUAUGAUUCGGGAGCUGAUCUGAUGGAGCCGGGCAUGGGCAUGGGUGGAUUCCCCGGUGGCAUGGGAGGCUUCCCUGGUGGUUUCGGAGGCAUGGGUGGAUACCCCGGGGGUGGAUUUGGAGGUAUGGGUGGAGGUGGUGGUGUGCAGAUCGAUCCGGAGAUGCUGUUUAACAUGAUGAACGGAAUGGGUGGUGGAGGACCUGGCGGUGGUGGCUUUAGAUUCAGUUCCGGUGGAGGACGAGGGGGAUACUCACCGUUUGGUUGAGAUUAUCUCCAGCCAGAGCCUUGAGAUGGAAGGGGGCCACUUAUCUCCGGCGCUGAGGUGGGUGCGAGGACGUCGACGAGAUCCUCAUUCCAAGGUGGCCCGGGGAAGGAAAACAAAGAGCGGAAAGAAAUACGAUGCCACCGUUACCGGCGGAAGCGAAACAGCAAGGACAAGAAGCCAGCAGUGCGAGCCAGACACAGCUUCAAGCCAGAUUCCAUAUCCAGCUCCGGCCAGCCAGUGCAGUACAUAACUGGUCCAUACCCAAAUGCAUUGAAGCCUGAGAGGGAUCAAGGACAAGACCGAAAUCUUUCAGCCUGGCGCCAUAUGCUCCGCAAGGUGGUGAGAGCCGCUGGAAGCUGCAGCCGUGCCGUUCUACCCAGCAGCACGAGAGGCGCAGCGUUGGGCGGACUUAGGAGGUUCAGGCGACGGUGUCGGAUUAGCAUUUACAUAGCGUCACGGUGCAUUGAAUAGAGGCCGCGGCCGCUGCGGCCCUUCAGGAUCAUACGGUCAAUGGUUUUCUUGUUUGUCGAUGGGCUUUUGGGACUUUUACUUCUCGUCCCGCAAUCCCGGUUUUUCUAUUCUGUGGGCGCCUAUGGCUGGCGAUUCGACAAGGCUGAGGAUGAAGAUGACACCGGAUGAGUGAGCUCUGCGGGGGUGAGGACGGGCUGGAUGGAGCCACGAGGACCAAGGCAGAAACAGAUACAAGGACAUCAAGACUUGAGGCGUUUUCGUGAUCACCGCCAUCGUUGUCGUUGUUGUUAGCAUGGUCGCCGAGAUCUCCUUGUCCACACUCUUCCCAAUGCUUGGUUGUGUGGUGCUGCUUCACCUGCUGGACCGGCUUCUCACGUUUCUUUUAUGGCCACUCUAGAACAAGUCUCGGUCUCAAUAACUGGCAGGGAGACGUGAGGCUAGGAGAACCGAAAAGAGGUAGACUAGUGGUGACGGGAGCCCGACACCUGUGGAUCG
Messenger RNA from Cladophialophora immunda, 3453 nucleotides. RefSeq lists its product as uncharacterized. The transcript has 2 exons. NCBI's taxonomy places the organism in Eukaryota, Fungi, Ascomycota, Eurotiomycetes, Chaetothyriales, Herpotrichiellaceae. Gene Ontology annotation, molecular function: protein binding. The coding region runs from base 106 to 2487 and encodes 793 amino acids. The record is from RefSeq and is a predicted model, not a curated record.